Messenger RNA from Eimeria tenella, 210 nucleotides. RefSeq lists its product as uncharacterized. NCBI's taxonomy places the organism in Eukaryota, Apicomplexa, Conoidasida, Eucoccidiorida, Eimeriidae. Gene Ontology annotation, molecular function: protein binding. The coding region runs from base 1 to 210 and encodes 69 amino acids. The record is from RefSeq and is a predicted model, not a curated record. The transcript is spliced from 2 exons.
AUGACAGAGGCACUGGCAAAAGCCGUGCUGCGGGGAGAUGCGGAUGCAGUCAAGAGACUGCUGGAGGAGGGGGCGGAUCCCUCAGCGCUCAACAAGAAGGGCAACAGCAGGAGUCAGCAGCAGCUGCAGCAGGGAGGAGCUGGGGAGAGAGGCUCGGGAGACAGGGACACACCAUCAACAGCAGCAGAAAAUGCGUCUUCUUUGCCCUAA